This is a messenger RNA of Microcebus murinus (gray mouse lemur), 6293 nucleotides long. It is a transcript of the gene PAX5, whose product is annotated as paired box 5. Gene Ontology annotation, biological process: anatomical structure development; regulation of transcription by RNA polymerase II. NCBI's taxonomy places the organism in Eukaryota, Metazoa, Chordata, Mammalia, Primates, Cheirogaleidae. Gene Ontology annotation, molecular function: DNA-binding transcription factor activity, RNA polymerase II-specific; RNA polymerase II cis-regulatory region sequence-specific DNA binding. The record is from RefSeq and is a predicted model, not a curated record.
AGCGGGUCCUGAAAGCGGCUCCGGGGCGGCGCGGUGGCGCACUGUGCGCGCCGAGCAGGCGGAGGGCUAGCGCCGGCGGCGGCGGCAGUAGCAGGGCGAGCAGUCAAAGCCGGCAGCGGCUCCGUCUCAGCCCCGGAAGCCCCGGCGGCCUUAGUGGCGGGGACCCUCCACUCUCUCCUCAGUGCCUCGCUCCACGCCUGGGGCAGGCGCGGCGGCCGUCCCGGAAGAGGCAGCUGAACGACAGUCGAACCAGACGGCCGAGGGAGGGCAGCGGGGCUCGAAGAGUUGGUAGGCGUGAGGCAGAUACCCAGGCGAGGAGGAGCCGGUCGCUGCUGUCCCCAUUCCUGGUCCCAGCGAUGGGGAAGCAGUGGGGGCCGCGGGAACUUUGAAGGCAGAGCGUCCUGGGUUUCGAGGGCUGCCAGCUCCUGGGGACUCCGGAGUCUCGGCCCCAACGCCAGUGGCGGAAGCGUCUCCGAACCCGCUAGGACCCCUGCGCUGCCGGAGAGGAAGUUCUUUGCAACUUCGUCCCAGACGUCGGAAACCUAGUCGGAGAGAGGCUGAGUGGGCAAGUCCGAGCCACAGAGACUCAGAGAAGCAGGAAAAGAAAGGAUCUGGCGGAGCCUGAGGGGUCGAGGAGGGACCCUGGAGGCAGCGAGGCCGCGGAACCGACCUGGCAGAUCCUGGUCUCGCUGCCUCCUGAGUGAAGCCAAGGGCCGUGUUUUCCGGUGGCGUCCUCAGAGGCGCUCGUAACCGGAGCUGGGGAUCCAGCCGUCCUGGAGGCGGGCCCCUACGCUAUGCCCCCGAAGCCGCGGGCGCCUUGGCCUCAGCUACCCUGGGCUGGGCCCGGAGCCGCGGCUUGAGCCAGCCAGGGAGAGAAGCCAGCCAGAGUUGGGCGCCGGGCGCCGGCUCCCCGCUGGACUGCGCUAGCUCCGUUUCCCGCCUCUCUGCGCUGCUCCCGGCGGUCUCCAGCUGGGAGACUCUGAGAGAGACCCUGAAGCUCCAGCAGUGAUUUCUGAGCCCAGCUCGUACGGUGUCCGGCCUGGUGGUGCGGCUCCCUAGCCGCCCUGGGCAGCCCCUUGGCGCCGGGAGGCGGCGGCGUGGGCCGGCCUGCAGUCUGGAGCGCCCCGAUGGAAAUACACUGUAAGCACGACCCGUUUGCAUCCAUGCAUAGACAUGGAGGAGUGAAUCAGCUUGGGGGGGUUUUUGUGAAUGGACGGCCACUCCCGGAUGUAGUCCGCCAAAGGAUAGUGGAACUUGCUCAUCAAGGUGUCAGGCCCUGCGACAUCUCCAGGCAGCUUCGGGUCAGCCAUGGUUGUGUCAGCAAAAUUCUUGGCAGGUAUUAUGAGACGGGAAGCAUCAAGCCUGGGGUAAUUGGAGGAUCCAAACCAAAGGUCGCCACACCCAAAGUGGUGGAAAAAAUCGCUGAAUAUAAACGCCAAAAUCCUACCAUGUUUGCCUGGGAGAUAAGGGACCGGUUGCUGGCGGAGCGGGUGUGUGACAAUGACACAGUGCCUAGCGUCAGUUCCAUCAACAGGAUCAUCCGGACUAAAGUACAGCAGCCACCCAACCAGCCAGUCCCAGCUUCCAGUCACAGCAUAGUGUCCACGGGCUCCGUGACGCAGGUGUCCUCGGUGAGCACGGACUCGGCCGGCUCGUCGUACUCCAUCAGCGGCAUCCUGGGCAUCACGUCCCCCAGCGCCGACACCAACAAGCGCAAGAGAGAUGAAGGUAUUCAGGAGUCUCCGGUGCCGAACGGUCACUCACUUCCGGGCAGAGAUUUCCUCCGGAAGCAGAUGCGGGGAGACCUGUUCACGCAGCAGCAGCUGGAGGUGCUGGACCGCGUGUUUGAGAGGCAGCACUACUCGGACAUCUUCACCACCACGGAGCCCAUCAAGCCCGAGCAGACCACCGAGUAUUCAGCCAUGGCCUCACUGGCUGGAGGCCUGGACGACAUGAAGGCCAACCUGACCAGUCCCACACCCGCUGACAUCGGGAGCAGUGUGCCUGGCCCGCAGUCCUACCCCAUCGUGACAGGCCGUGACUUGGCGAGCACGACCCUCCCCGGGUACCCUCCGCACGUCCCCCCCGCCGGACAGGGCAGCUACUCAGCGCCUACGCUGACAGGGAUGGUGCCUGGGAGUGAGUUUUCUGGGAGCCCCUACAGCCACCCGCAGUAUUCCUCGUACAACGACUCCUGGAGGUUCCCCAACCCGGGGCUGCUUGGCUCCCCCUACUACUACAGCGCCGCUGCCCGAGGAGCUGCCCCGCCUGCGGCCGCCACUGCCUAUGACCGGCACUGACCCUUGGAGCCAGGCGGGCGCCAAGCACUUGUGACACAUAUCAUUGAGGGCGAUAGCCUCCAGCCCCUCUGGAGCCAGCCAGAGGGGCCUGCUGAGACUGUCCCCAGCAGCCUCCCCCCGUCACCUGAAAUUCCCACCUUCCCCUUCUCCUCCCUGGGAUAGGGUUUUAUGCCAGGGCUGUUGGACUUCUCGAUGCUCAUCCAUUGCUAAGAGCCAAUUGAUGAGCUUCUCCCAAUGGCCACUGAGUCUCCGAGAACCAACAGACCUUUCUGUGGACAACUGCAGCCCAGCCCAGCCUGCCAGUCCCCCAGCCGUCUGACCAUCUGUCUGUCGAAACCACCCGGGCCUGGGAAGGAGAGCUUGCUUUAGCGGCUUCAGCAGCACUUGUGUAAAUACCUUCUCACUUUUCCGUGGGCCCAAGGGUCCGACUGAGCAGACUGCCCGACCCAUUAUGUGUCCUGCACUCACGGUGCGUCACGGGACAUCUCAGACCUGUGCCCGGAGCGUCCCCUCUGCCCUGGGUGCCCCCGCCACGUGGGCUCAGAGCUGUCCUUGACACCGAGGACACCCACCGUGGGGCCCCUGCCUCCCGCUCACGUCUUGACGGGAGUCUUGACCGGGAGUCUCUUCUUUCACGUCUUGACCGGGAGUCUCACUGGGCUGGUUGUGCUGCAAGUGCCCCCUGAGAGCCCUCCCCAAGAGGAACAUACUUUCCAGAGACGCCCUGGCUUCCUGCCUCCAUUUCCCUGGGGCCAAAGGAGUGUUAGCAGCUCUUUUCCAGAUCAAAAAACUCAAAGAGAACUGCUGGGGAGAGAGAACUUCCUCAGCUACUGUGCAAAAGCAAGAUGUCAUCCAAGGUGUUGACCGCACUGUGGACUUUGAGCGUCAGGGCGGGUGGGAUGCAGGAGAUCGUCCAAUCCAAGCCCAGGAGGGGCCCGAGGCUUCCUGACUCCCCCAGCCCCUGGAGCUGUGUGUUUCCUGAGGCAUAUCCAGGCUCAAAUCACUCUGGACACCCACCACGGACACUUCACCCACCCUCGAGGACCCCUAUGAGUGGAUUCUGGGCAAGCCUGUCCCAGCCGUGUAGACAAUGAUUAACACAAAGGACUUUCCCCUGCACCGAGGACCACAGACAGCCUACAGCAGCCAGCCAGCACUUCUGCAUGUCCUCUUGGGGCAGCCCCUCCCCGUCCUCAUGGAGCUUCGCAUGCAGCUGGGAGCAGAGGUGCUGGGAUUGGGGGCAGAUGCCUAAUUUUGCACAGUGCAUGCCCACCUGUUGAUUGAAGGGGCUGCGAUGGUCAGAGCCAUGGCCAAGGACCACAGGAGCUUGGAGAGGGGGCUUGGAGAGCUCACUGUGGGCUAGGGUGGCCAGAGGAAGCCAGCUGGGAAGAUGUGGGGGACAGAGGAAGGCUUCCUGGGGAAGAGGCAGGAAAGCAAUGAGGAAGUGGUAUGUGACCUGGGAAUGGUUUGGAGAUGGGGGUGCCAGAUGCUGCCAUCCCUAUGCCUGGGGCCUCAAUUUCUUGCAUAGUCUCUCUUGUCAUCUCAGAAAAGCCAGAUGCAGCCCCUGUCCAAACCCAGGCUGAAUUACAGCAAUGACAGUGGGCUUGGUCAUCUCAUAUGACAGUGUCCCCAAUGCCGGCAUGUCACUAGGAUGGCAGCAAGCUGGGGGCAGAGAUAGCCUGCACAGGAGUUGUCAAUUCAGGCAGGUCUUGUCCCAGCCAUUCCUCUGCUUUGGUGUGAGGCCUCAGACAGGACCCUUCACCUCUUUGAACCUCAGCCACCUUGGUACAGCAGAGUCACCUGUAGGUUCACCCAGCAUCUGUCUGCUUUCCUUCCUCCCUCCCAGGGAGCUGGGGUCAUGGCAGGGCUGGCUAGGGCAGGCCCUCCACUCCUGAGCAAGUAUGUGGGGUGUGCUUGAGUCCUGCCCAUACUUAGACCAAGUGGGAAACAAGAACGCCCAGAGGUGCACGAUCUGGAAGAGGCUUGAAAAAGACCUAGUUCAGCUUGACCAUGCAGGGAGACAGAGCAGAGCAGAGCAGAGCAGAGCAGAUCUCUUCUGGCCAGCACUAAGUGUUUUGUCCCCUAGACUCCUGCAAAGUGGUGGGACAGAAGAGAAAACAGAGGCUCACCAAGGUGGAGUCCCCAGGCAGUGACUGGCAGAGGUGGGGCUGAGACUCAGUCACCCCCAUCUAUCUAUAUAUUAGCCCAGGGGAGAGAGGUUGGCAGUGAGGGCAGCAGGAGAUGGCUCUGGACCCAGUGCCCCAGGCUGGGUGUCUGGGGCUGUUAGAACUGCCAAGAAAGCCCCAUCACCCAGGCCCAGUGAGCUCACACCCACCCUCUGGAACCCACUGGGCAAAAAAGGGAGGUCACUGGAGCCAGAGCCACCUCCAGGAGCUGGGACCAACUGGCUCCAGCCUCCACCUGCCAGGUAAGGAAGGAGAAGGUGCAUUACCUGGCUCCUCCCUCCCCCCAUUAAGCAGGAAGUGCUGGGUCAGGAGUCUUUCUUGAAGGCCUUGGGCCUGUGUCCCCUGCCACCCCUCUUUUGGAAUGAUGUGCGCCCACCACUUUGGAUCCUGGUCCCCCUGCCCCCCCUGAUUCCAGGCUGCUGGGAGGAGCUCAGCCUCCCCUGAACCAGCUGCCUAAGGCACACAGCACCCUCCCCUCGGCCAAGCCUACCCGGCCUCUGCGGCCCCUCUCCCCGUCCUGUUCCCCUUCCUGCCCCUGUACUGAGCUCCCUCCUGGCCUUUCAUCUCUCACCUGAGGCUCUGCUGGUCCUCAGAUUGGACUUGUAUUUAUUAGACAACCACUCGAUUCCUGGGCUGCCAGGCAGAAGCACAAGAGCACACGGAUGCACACGGAUGUUCUCAUACAUACAUAUCUGCUCUCACCAAUCCAGAGCACCCUCGCUGUCCGGCGGAGCUCUGAGGGCUUGGUGAGGAGGCUUCCAAAGGACACAAGCCGUUGAGUAGAUGCCAGAGGACUCUGAAUGGAAAACAGUAAGUUCAGGACUUCACCAGCAUCGUGGCAGGAGGCCUGGGGCAUUCCUUCAAAAGGCCUUUGGCCCUGUGGUCCAGCUCCGACUUUUUGAAAUGGACAUUGUGGAUUUUAUGAAAAAAUUUCAUACCGUUAUUCUAGCUCCAACCUAGAAAAAUCUGACGACAUAUCAAACCCGUCAUCCCUUUGCCAAGGCGCCUUAGGGUCAGCCCUCUCGUACCUGGCACCGUACGGUGCUUUGUGAUCCUUGACCAUCCUGUGGGGCCGAUCAGGACACCUGUUUUACAGAGGGGGAAACUGACACUUGGGGCUCACGUGGCAAGACAGGGAUGCGAAUCCUUAGCUCUCCAGGCCCCAUCCUCUCUCCACAGACUGUGCUCGCGACACGGGAGUGCAUGGCUUUGAGACACCCACCCCUCACUCCCCUAGAAACCUUCCAGACCCAAAUAGGGAAAGAAAGAACAGGGACGCAGAGGUUGGCCUGACCUAGGGGCCUAGCGGUUGGUGGCUUUGUUGGUCCAAAUUGGUUCCCAUUAACAUUGAAACCUGCAGCGUCUUGCCCAGAUUCACAGCAGCACUUCUGAGCUUUCAUGCAGACUCCUUCCCUCCUGCACCCUGAGGCUCUUGAGGGGACUAGAGCUUGUCCAAGUCUACACCGUGAUCCCUGACGGGCCCUGGGCACUGGCCCAGCUCUGACUCCCAGGCCCGGGGUGCCCCAGUCAUGAGCUGUCUCUUCAUUCCCCUUUUCUUUGUUCUUCCCACUUUGGAACAGAGUCCAGGCCUGGCUGUGACAAUGUGACAAUAUGCAGGAGUGCCCGAGCCUGGGCCAUCAGGGUGUCCACGGGCCAUGAAACACAGAUCACAAUCUCCAGGGCCCCGAACUACCUGCUUCCUGGACCAGCCAGGCUGCGCAACCUUGCAGCUUGGCGGGGCGAGAGGCAGCUGGUCGUGGGGGGUGGGGUGCUGCCCCCCGGCUGGUGUUCAAGUGUGAAAACUUAA